Wyeomyia smithii (pitcher-plant mosquito) is the source of this 1532-nucleotide messenger RNA. It is a transcript of the gene DMAP1, whose product is annotated as DNA methyltransferase 1-associated protein 1. The transcript is spliced from 2 exons. The coding region runs from base 130 to 1425 and encodes 431 amino acids. The record is from RefSeq and is a predicted model, not a curated record. Gene Ontology annotation, molecular function: transcription corepressor activity. Gene Ontology annotation, biological process: DNA repair; chromatin remodeling; negative regulation of transcription by RNA polymerase II. Gene Ontology annotation, cellular component: Swr1 complex; NuA4 histone acetyltransferase complex; nucleus. NCBI's taxonomy places the organism in Eukaryota, Metazoa, Arthropoda, Insecta, Diptera, Culicidae.
UUCUUCUGUCAAAAUGAAAAUUUUGAUUUCCGCGUCCUUGUCGUCUUAGUUGGGAUUUUGCACAGAAAUUCCUUAUAAAAGUGCAGGAAUUUUGUGGUAAUUGUCGUUCGAACUACAAACGGCAUCACAAUGGCCGAUGUUCGUGAUAUUUUGGAUUUGGAGCGCCCGGUCACACCGGAAUUGACCAAAGAAUCGCUGCUUACCAAGAACAAAAAGAUCUAUGAGAAAAAAUUGGCCGUCAAGCGCCCCGAGGGCAUGCAUCGGGAGGUAUUUGCUUUACUAUACAACGAUAACAAGGAUGCCUCACCGUUACUACCCACCGAUACCGGUACCGGUUAUAAACAGGCCAAAGCUCGGUUAGGGAUGAAAAAAGUUCGCCGUUGGGAGUGGGCUCCAUUUGUAAACCCGGCACGCUCCGACGGAGCAGUGUUUCACCACUGGAAGAGAACUUCCGACGAACAGAAGGAAUAUCCGUUCGCCAAGUUCAACAAGCAAUUGGAGAUCCCCAGUUACACUAUGACCGAUUAUAAUGCGCACAUGAAAACGCAUCCCACCAAGUGGACUAAACCGCAAACGGAUCAUUUGUUCGACCUUGCCAAGCGAUUUGAUGUCAGGUUCAUUAUUAUGGCCGACCGCUGGGAUCGCGCCAACUACGGUAGUAAAACAGUUGAGGACUUGAAAGAAAGGUAUUAUGAAGUUGUAGGAAUCCUCAAUAAGGUGCGUGGAAGUCCAGAGAAAAAAAUCUAUCUCUUCGACGCAGAUCAUGAGCGACGAAGAAAAGAACAGCUGAAAAAGCUGUUCGAUCGUACUCCCAAACAAAUUGAAGAGGAACAAAUGCUGUUAAAUGAACUAAAGAAAAUUGAAGCACGCAAAAAAGAGCGUGAGCGUAAAACGCAGGAUUUACAAAAGCUGAUAUCGCAAGCCGAUCAGCAACAAACUGAACAGCAGCAACAACAGGCAAAUGCUCACAAGAAGCAUGACAAGAAACUAAAAAAGAAAAUUCAACAGCAGCCACGGCCGUCUAAAGUAGAUUCGGUUGUUAAUGCAGUGGAAACGGCUGGCAUCAAAUUUACAGAUUUACGAGGUACUGGUGUUUCACUACGAUCUCAAAAGAUGAAACUGCCCGCCAAUGUUGGACAGAAGAAAGCCAAGGCUCUGGAACAGGCUUUGCAGGAGUUCAAAGUCGAUCCGAAUCCGCCACCCAUCGAGGAAAUUUGCGUAGCUUUCAAUGAGCUGCGAUCGGAUAUGGUUUUGCUAUGCGAGUUGAGAACGGCCCUGGCGACGUGUAAUUUCGAGCUGGAAAGUUUAAAACAUCAAUACGAAGCACUCUGCCCCGGAAAAACACUGAACAUUCCGGCAGCGUUGGCCAAUCCAGCCGGCGAAGAUUGCACGAUUGAUGCGCACGAUGUUUCCGGAUUGGUUUAGAGAAAACAAUUGACUAACUAAAUUGUUUAAACAUAUUUUUGAAUUAGGUGAUAAUGCGUAUCUUAGUAUGACUCAAUAAAAAAAUCUCAUUGUAGAUCGAUGAAUGU